ACCUUGUCUGAAAUUAAAGAACUCUUUUUUCUUCUCUUCUCUUGUUUUUCACUCCAACUCCGGUUCUCUUUCCAGGUUAGAUAUGGCCACCACAUACGAACCAAAGAACAUCCUCAUUACUGGAGCAGCUGGCUUCAUUGCCUCCCAUGUCUGCAAUCGGCUUAUUCGAAACUACCCAGAUUACAAGAUUGUUGUUGUUGACAAGCUUGACUACUGCUCAAACUUGAAGAACAUUCUUCCUUCAAUAUCAUCCCAAAACUUCAAGUUCAUCAAGGGAGACAUUGCCACUGCUGACCUUGUCAACUACGUCCUCCUCUCUGAGUCCAUUGACACCAUCAUGCACUUUGCAGCACAAACUCACGUUGACAACUCUUUUGGCAACAGCUUCGAGUUCACAAAGAACAACAUCUAUGGCACUCAUGUCCUUCUCGAGGCUUGCAAAGUCACUGGUCAAAUCAAGAGGUUCAUCCAUGUGAGCACUGAUGAGGUUUAUGGGGAGACAGAUGAGGAUGCUGUCAUGGGAAACAUUGAGGCUUCUCAGCUCCUUCCAACAAACCCUUAUUCUGCUACUAAAGCUGGGGCAGAAAUGCUUGUCAUGGCAUAUGGGAGAUCAUAUGGAUUGCCUGUGAUCACUACUAGAGGUAACAAUGUUUAUGGGCCUAACCAAUUCCCUGAAAAGUUGAUUCCAAAAUUCAUUCUUUUGGCCAUGAAGGGACAGCCUCUACCAAUUCAUGGGGAUGGUUCUAAUGUUAGGAGCUAUCUCUACUGUGAAGAUGUUGCUGAAGCAUUUGAAACCAUUCUCCAUAGGGGCGAAGUCGGCCAUGUUUACAACAUAGGCACACAGAAAGAAAGAAGAGUGAUUGAUGUGGCUAAGGAAAUUUGCCAACUUUUCUCUUUGAACCCUGAAACCCAUAUUAAGUAUGUGGAGAAUAGGCCUUUUAAUGACCAAAGAUACUUCUUGGAUGUUCAGAAGUUGAAGACUUUGGGAUGGUUUGAACGUACUUCAUGGGAAGAGGGCCUAAAAAAGACCACAGAAUGGUAUGUCAACAAUUCUGACUGGUGGGGUGAUGUUUCUGGAGCAUUGCUUCCUCAUCCAAAAAUGCUAAUGGUGCCUGGAAUUGGAAGGAAGUGUGAUGGACCUCAUAACAGAAAUUCUGCUUCCUCUUAUGUGGCAAACAAUUCUAUUGCGAGCGGAAUGGUAGUCCGAAGUCCCCGAAGUCCAAAGAACAACCCCUCUACUCAGAGGCGAGGUCUGAAGUUUUUGAUUUAUGGUAAAACAGGUUAUCUUGGGGGUCUUCUUGGGCAACUUUGUGAGAAGCAAGGGAUACCGUUUGUGUAUGGGAAGGGGCGUUUGGAGGAACGGUCACAACUCAUGCAAGAAAUUCGGACUGUUAAACCAACUCAUGUUUUCAAUGCUGCUGGAUUGACUGGCAGGCCUAAUGCAGAUUGGUGUGAAAGUCAUAAAGUUGAGACAAUUCGGACCAAUGUGGUUGGUACAUUAAACUUGGCAGAUGUCUGCAGAGAACAUGGCCUCCUAAUGAUCAAUUAUGGAAGCGGCUGUAUUUUUGAAUUUGAUGCAGAACAUCCAAUGGGGUCAGGAAUUGGGUUUAAGGAGGAAGAGAAGCCUAAUUACACUGGUUCUUUCUAUUCUAAAUCCAAAGCUGUGGCUGAAGAUCUUUUGAAUGAAUAUGACAAUGUUUGCACCCUCAGAGCCCGAAUGCCAAUAUCCUCCAAUCUGAGCCACCCCCGGAACUUUGUCCGAAAGAUUACACAAUAUGAGAAAGUAGUUGACAUUCCAAACAGCAUGACUGUGUUGGAUGAGCUGCUGCCCAUGUCAAUUGAGUUGGCCAAAAGGAACCACAGGGGCAUUUGGAACUUCACAAACCCUGGUGUUGUGAGUCAUAAUGAGGUUCUGGAGCUGUACAAGAACUAUAUUGACCCUAAUUUCAAGUGGGUUAACUUUACAUUGGAAGAACAGGCCAAAGUUCUGGUUGCACCUCGAAGCAACAAUGAAAUGGAUGCAUCUAAGUUGAAGAAAGAAUUCCCUGAGCUGUUGUCAAUCAAGGAUUCCCUGAUUAAAUACAUCUUUGAACCCAACAAGAAAAGCAUUGCCGGUGCAGUGUCAAAAUAAGCAUUUCAUGAUCCUCGGCCGAUGGACAGAUCCAACAGAUUUUGGUUUACUUUCUUCUUGUUUACAUAUAGCCAUAUUUCAUUACCUUUCACUUGUAGCAGUUUCUUUUUGUUGUUAUUUGCGGGAAUAAUUCCACUCGGUGGUAUUGCUUGUUUAGUUUGACUAUUGUUAGGAGCUUCUUGAGACAGCUUCAGUAUAUCUAAAUGUACUGUC
Messenger RNA from Quercus lobata, 2344 nucleotides. Its product is annotated as trifunctional UDP-glucose 4,6-dehydratase/UDP-4-keto-6-deoxy-D-glucose 3,5-epimerase/UDP-4-keto-L-rhamnose-reductase RHM2-like. The transcript is spliced from 3 exons. The record is from RefSeq and is a predicted model, not a curated record. Lineage: Eukaryota; Viridiplantae; Streptophyta; Magnoliopsida; Fagales; Fagaceae. Gene Ontology annotation, molecular function: dTDP-glucose 4,6-dehydratase activity. Gene Ontology annotation, biological process: nucleotide-sugar metabolic process. Bases 83 to 2131 code for a protein of 682 amino acids.